AUGUAUCUGCUCGAGGCCAAGAAGAAAGCCGAGCGCGAGGAGAAGGAGCGCGAAGCGCGCGAACGUCGCCGCGCAGAACGUGACCGCCGGCAUCAACCGCGAGAAUCGCCGGCCGCCUCUGAAGCUAUGCGUGCCCAUCAACAGGCCGAGAUUCAGCGGCAGGAGCAAGCUAUGCUCGUGGAAGCCAUGCGUCAAUCCAAGCUUCAAGCUGAAGCAGAUGAGAGGCGCCGCCAGGCUCACCAAAACCAGCAGCCACGUGCUGCCCUGCCUGGCCGCUCCCCGGGACACGCAGCGGGACAUGCCGCAGCUCAGGCCCGCUCACACUCUCCACGAAGCCGCUCACCCAACCCGCCCCACAAUGGAUCAGCCCCGCUGAGGGCUGCUGAUAUGCCUCGCCCAGAGCGCCUCACCACCCCUAACCAUGGCCAGCGCCCCACGGCACGCUCCACUUCGCCCCGUGCCAAUGUUCAACCCCUCUCCCGCGCCCCCAUGGACAUGGCCUCGCCUCACUCGGGGCAGCGAUCCAACCCCCAUGCCGCCGCUCCUUCCCCGCGCCCCAGUCCAAGUGCUGCCCCAGACACCGCACAUGAGCAUGUCCAGCAGGCCGAGGCCAACUGGAAGGACGUGCGCAUUCCCUGCCACUACGUCGGUACUUUUGAAGUCGGCUCGGGUGAGGUGGACCGUGGAAUGGUGAAAAAGGGCGUUGAGGUCAUGGAUGAAUAUGCUGCCAACGCACGACCCACUGACUUUCUGAUGACACUCAAGGGCAUCCGCAUUGUCGACAAGACGAACCAGCAAGUGGCCAUGGCCCAUGCUCUGCAACGCAUUUCCAUGUCUUCCAUCGUCAGCGAGAAACGACUUUUUGGCCUUGUGGCUAAAAAUCCGGGCACCAAGGACAAGUAUUGCCAUGUGUUCAAGAUGGCACGAAGCCAACACACCGAGACGGCCCAGGCUUUGCUCUCCAAAGCGUUUAAGCUAGCCUUUGCAAAGAACCGCAGUCUCAAAGCCAUGCCUUCUGGUGCCAACGCCGCCGCAAGCCCCGCCCCAACUGGGCCGCCCGCCGCCGCGCAACCCCGGCCACAGCCCUCGGCGCCCAAUCAAGAGGAUCAUCGUCGCUGGGCCAAGCAAAAUCAGCUCGUUGGCCUGCGUCAGGUUCAAGAGAGCUCGCGCCACCCAUCCCCAGCCCUGUCGCCGGCUGAGCACCAACCCAAACCCCCAACCGCUCCGACGGAACAACCAGCCGCCGCACAGCCCAGCGAACGCAUUCAGGUUCAUCGAGGCCGAGAUUUGGCCCUACAACCGGUGCUGUCACUGGACGAUGAACAAGACGACAUGGGCCUUGGAGAAAACUACUUGCAAGAGGCACCCUGGUAUCAAGCGGGGCUACCGCGCGAAAUCGCCGUGGAGCUUUUGGCCAUGAGUGAGGACGGCGCCUUCAUCGUGCGCGAUAGCCAGAGUCAAAAGGGCUGCUAUGCUUUGACCAUGAAAGCCCAUGGCGAGAUUAAAAACUUUAUCAUCAAGGCCAUUCCCGAGGGCUACAUCAUUGGUGCUGCGGCGGACGGCGAACGCCCUUACGCCUCCUUGGCUGAACUCAUUCUGGCGCAUGCCGAACGACGUGGUGUUUUGCCCAUGGUGCUGAGCCUCGACACUGACAACAAGCUGUACAACGAGGCCAACGGCGCCGGCGCCGGAGAUGAAGAGGAGGAAAGUUAUGUCCAUCCCGAUUACCAGUCUGUGUUGCCGCUAGCUGACAUGUUGGGCUAA
Messenger RNA from Monosiga brevicollis MX1, 1764 nucleotides. RefSeq lists its product as uncharacterized. The transcript has 12 exons. NCBI's taxonomy places the organism in Eukaryota, Choanoflagellata, Craspedida, Salpingoecidae. Bases 1 to 1764 code for a protein of 587 amino acids. The record is from RefSeq and is a predicted model, not a curated record.